Messenger RNA from Zophobas morio, 1327 nucleotides. RefSeq lists its product as uncharacterized. The record is from RefSeq and is a predicted model, not a curated record. Bases 23 to 1294 code for a protein of 423 amino acids. The transcript has 10 exons. Gene Ontology annotation, molecular function: ATP binding; RNA helicase activity; RNA binding. Lineage: Eukaryota; Metazoa; Arthropoda; Insecta; Coleoptera; Tenebrionidae.
UUCUGGCUUCCUUUCUUGCGGAAUGGAUGAUCUUUUAGACUAUGAAGAUGCGCCUAUCGUAGAAGCCGAAGUAGAGGAUACUAAAGAAAAGAAAGGAACUGGGUACGUGGGUAUUCACACUUCUGGGUUUCAAGAUUUUCUUUUAAAACCUGAACUUCAGCGUGCUAUAAUCGAUUGUGGCUUUGAAGGCCCCUCUCAAGUUCAACAUGAGUGUAUACCUCAAGCAAUUCUUGGUACUGACAUCCUUUGCCAAGCGAAGUCUGGAAUGGGCAAAACUGCUGUGUUCGUUCUCUCUACUUUGCAUAAUCUACAAACUUCCGAGAAUGAAGUUCAAGUUCUAGUCAUGUGCCACACACGGGAUCUCGCAUGGCAAAUUUAUCACGAGUACGUCCGUUUUUCAAAGUACAUGGAAAACGUGCGCUGCGAAGUUUUCUACGGAGGCGAAAGCAUUUUGAAAAAUGAAAAGAUUCUAAAAGAUCCUGCGAAGCGCCCUCAGAUCGUCGUUGGGACGCCCGGCAGGAUACUCGAUUUGGUCUCCCCUGACAAUCCGGCCCGAGCCCGCAUGAGCCUCAGUAAAUUAAAGGUGUUUGUGCUUGACGAGUGUGAUAAAAUGCUCGAUUCGAGUCGAGAUAUUGGAAUGCGACGGGACGUGCAGGAUAUAUUUAGAGCGACUCCACGUAAUAAGCAAGUGCUUAUGUUUAGCGCCACUUUGUCGAAGGAAAUACGACCCGUUUGCAAGCGCUUCAUGCACGAGCCAAUGGAAAUAUACGUUGACGACCAGUCGAAGCUGCGGUUGGACGGCCUUCAGCAACAUUACCUCAAACUUACGGAAGAAGCGAAGCUAAAGAAACUCGCGGACUUACUUGACUCACUCGAGUUCAAUCAGGUCAUCAUAUUCGUCUCGAGUAUCGAACGGUGCGCCUUCUUGUGCAGGCACCUCGUCACGUGCAGCUUCCCCGCCAUGUGCAUGCACAGCCGCAUGGAGCAGCGUGAGAGACUUGCUGCUCUAAAAGGGUUUAAGAACUUCGAACAGCGCAUUAUGGUGGCUACGAAUUUAUUGGGAAGAGGGAUUGACAUUGAAAGAGUGAAUAUUGUCAUUAAUUAUGAUAUGCCCGAAGACACCGAUACUUACUUACAUCGUGUGGCACGCACCGGCCGCUUUGGGACCAAGGGAUUGGCUAUUUCUUUUGUUGCUUCGGCGGAGGAUUCCGAGAUACUCGAUAAAGUCCAGCAGCGCUUCGAAUUGGAAAUCACUAAACUUCCUGACCAGUUGGAUCCAACUUUGUAUAUGUAAUUGGACUCUUUAAUAAAAGAACUUCAAAACUUU